AUGGCAGAUCUCAUUUCUAAGAAUCCAGAUUUAUCGGUUGAUGCUCAUGGAGCGGACUCAAUUGGAGCUUCAAAUAGCAUUCAGGGUAAUGCUGAAGCUGAACGAGCUGCCUUUCUCGCCACAUUCAGCGCCGAGGAAGAUAAGGCAAUUAUGCGAAAGGUCGACUGGAGGUUUCUUUGGUUGAUAGGUUUAAUCUAUCUCAUCAAAAACAUUGACUACACAAAUGCAGCCUCAGUCAAAGUUCUCCAGGUCGGAAAGCCUACCAACGUUCUCAACCAGCUUAAUAUGACAGCGGAUCAGUAUAAUUGGGUCCAGUCAAUCUACUUUUCCCAAGCAAUCUCAUUCUCAAAAAAAGUGUUGCCUCGAAACUGGCAAUUCAGAAUCCUGCUCUCAUGGGGCAUAGUCUUGGCUUGUCAUGCAGCAGUGAAGAAUAAAGAAGGUCUUUAUGCCGCCCGGUUCUUCUUAGGAGUGAUGGAGGCGGGUAUGUUCCCUGGUAUCGCUGCACAGCUAUGCUCUUGGUAUCGCUCCGAUGAAAUGGGCAAACCAAUAAUGUGGAUGUUCGCCUUCUCAAACUGUUCUGGCAUCGUGGGCUCUCUCAUCGCUUACGGAAUUUCAUACAUGGACGGAAUGAAAGGUCUGAGUGCUUGGCAAUGGGUCUACCUUCUUGAGGGCAUCCUCACUAUCUUAUUUUCGGGAGUAGUCUAUUUCGUUCUACCCGAUUACCCGAAGUCGCCACGCUCUAGCUCCUGGCUCACACCCCGAGAACAAGAAUAUCUCGAAGCUAGGCUCUCAGAGAACGCACCAAAGACUAGCGAUGCAGCAUUUAGUACAUCAGAAGUCCUCGCCUCUCUACGCGAUCCGCGUAUCUGGUCAUUUAUGCUUUCUCAAACCCUCAUCAACCUCGGUGGUUAUGGACUUAGCUGGCAAUUACCUACUGUGACGACUAGUCUCGGCUUCACCGGUCUUCCCCGUAACCAGCUGCUCAACAUUGCCCCAGCCGGUGCCUCCGUACUAGCCAUCGUGUUCGCCGGUUGGUUCAUGAAGCGCGCUUAUGUCACUCGACCUGUGUUCAUCAUGUUUAUAUGCGCUGGCUGCUUAGCCUUCUUCAUUGUCCUCGCCACGACACGCGACAAGAUCGCCGUCUAUAUCGCGUGUGUGUUCGGGACGAUGUUUUACGCUGUUUUCUUCAUUCCAUUCUGGGCAUGGCGCUCAGCGACGUUGGUGGGCUCAACAGGCACAGCAUUUACGCUUGCAUUUCAGUCUUGUGUCGGCCAGGUUGGCGGUGUUAUCGGCCCACAGAUGUUUCAGUCCAAGUACGCGCACAAUGGGUAUAAAGUGCCGUUUGCAAUUUGUUCUGCGGCCAUUGGGGCUGGAUGGUUGGCCAGUGGGCUUACUUGGUGGUUGACAAGAAAUGUUGAGUGGGAUGUGAAGCGCAUUCGAAGGCUCAGGAUUAAGGCUGAGAGAGAGGGUAGAGUCUUUGCUGAUGACGAUGUGAAGGUUAUUGAGGAGAGGCAGUUCUAUGGGAAGGGAUUUAGAAAGGAUGGUACUGCUCUGUAA
Penicillium taxi is the source of this 1557-nucleotide messenger RNA. Its product is annotated as MFS general substrate transporter. Gene Ontology annotation, cellular component: membrane. Bases 1 to 1557 code for a protein of 518 amino acids. Gene Ontology annotation, biological process: transmembrane transport. The record is from RefSeq and is a predicted model, not a curated record. The transcript is spliced from 3 exons. Gene Ontology annotation, molecular function: transmembrane transporter activity. Lineage: Eukaryota; Fungi; Ascomycota; Eurotiomycetes; Eurotiales; Aspergillaceae.